AUGAAGAACGCUCUCCGGUGUUGCAUAUCUUGCAUUCUUCCCUGCGGAGCUCUGGACGUGAUCCGCAUAGUCCAUUCAAACGGCCGAGUGGAGGAGAUAAGCGGCACCGUCAAGGCGGCGGAGAUCAUGAAAAUGCAUCCCAAGCACGUGCUCAAGAAGCCGUCGUCGCCGUCGCCGGCGGACGGCGAUCAGGCCCGGCCGGCGUGCCCCAAGAUCAUUGUGGUCCCGCCCGACGCUCAGCUCCAGCGCGGAAAGAUUUACUUCCUCAUUCCGGUGGCGCCGCCGCCGAACCAGCCGGAAAAAUCGCGGACGAGGUCGGCGGCGGCGAGGAGGAGGAAAAAAUCGUCGGAGGUUGCGAGGAAGCACGGCGGCGGCGGCGGCGGGGCGUCGUGCAAGGAUAUCGCCGCCGCCGUGGCCAACAACGUUGUGGUGUCGACGUCGGAUCAGUAUUUGAGUGAGAUUCUGUCGGAGAAGCUUUCGGCGCCGAGAGAUCGGCGGCGAGGGAGAGUCGGAGUGUGGAGACCGAAUCUUCAAAGCAUUUCGGAGUUUCCUUGUGAAUCUUAA
Molecule: messenger RNA, 564 nt
Organism: Ipomoea triloba (trilobed morning glory)
Lineage: Eukaryota; Viridiplantae; Streptophyta; Magnoliopsida; Solanales; Convolvulaceae
Exons: 1
Coding region: 1-564 (187 amino acids)
Source: RefSeq, a predicted model, not a curated record